Ostertagia ostertagi is the source of this 273-nucleotide messenger RNA. The record is from the annotation of a GenBank genome assembly. NCBI's taxonomy places the organism in Eukaryota, Metazoa, Nematoda, Chromadorea, Rhabditida, Trichostrongylidae.
AUGGGUGGCUACUGCUCUGGUCCGGAAUUUGGAGAAACUAUUCGAUUAAACAUCCGGAAACUCGAGAACGAAAUCUCUCCGGACGCCGUAGCUUUGGUUGAUGCCAUAGCUCCACCGGAUUUCGUGCUAAACUCUGCUCUGGGCGCCAGUGAUGGAAAACCGUACGACCAUCUGAUGCGUGAAUUCCGCAAGCACACCGAUCCUCGACCACAAUGGUGGAAAGAUUUGAGCGAUUUUUUGGAGAUGAACAAAUCAAGGCCAAGUAAACUCUGA